GGUGAUUCCGAGAGACGUCAGUUUCUCAACUUCUCGGGACGUGCUAAACAAAAAGAAAAAAGAGUUUAUAAUAGAAAAUUAUAAUUUCACUUUUAUUUUUCAUUAUAAAAUUAAAAAUUCAAUUGUGAACCAACGAAUAAAUAAAUAAAAUUUAAUUCCUCACAUUGCAUUGAUUCAAUUUUAUUAUUGUUUUUAAUUUUCUGCGUAGCCGAAAAAAAAUAAAUUAAUAAAUAAGAAUAAAAAGGAAGAAAAAUAAAUCACGAUUCACGAAAGAAUUUAAUGAUUCAUUUUAUGUUUGUGGUGUAGUUUGUUCUUCGUCCUUCUCUCCCUUGCUCUGUGUCACUUUUGGCAUUUGUGUUGUUGUUUUAUAUAAAGAAAAAAGAAGUAAUAGGUAUUCCUUGGUUCUUUUUUUUUGUACAUAAUUGAUUAUUAUUCAAUAUUCCUUUGUUUAAAAUAAUAUCAUAAAUAAAGGAACUUCUUGUGUGAGAAAAAAGUUAAAUUUUCCCGUGAGUGUUUCCUGUCUGCGUGUCUAUAGUGCGGUGACAACGUCAACGACAAACGACAAGCGACAAGCUAGUUUCAACUUCAACCAGGAAUGCUAUAGAAAGUCUCCAAGUCCAAAGUACCUUUAAAACCAGUAACCAAGUUCCAAGUAUAGUAACCAAACUUAGGUGAACGACGGGAAAAAGUAACAUAUAAAGUAAAAAGGGGAAAAAUUGCACUCGAAAGAAAAUAUAUCAAAUUCCAACGCAUUGCUGCAACACCAUCCAUAUCCGUACUGCAACAACAGCAACAACAACUAAACAUUACGUCCAACAACAGCGACCAACAAACAACAAUGGCUGUUGUCCGCAAGAAACAAGACGACAAGUAUCUGAAGGUCCUGCGGGAGCUGGUGACCAGUGGCGGAGGCAAUCGGCAAUGCUUCGACUGUGGCCAAAAAGGUCCAACUUAUGUCAACAUGACCAUCGGAUCGUUUGUGUGCACUCGCUGCUCCGGAGUACUCCGAGGUCUAACACCACCACAUCGAGUCAAAUCCAUUUCUAUGGCCACAUUCACUCCAGAUGAAAUUGAAUUCCUUAAAUCACAUGGCAACGAUACAUGCGCCAAAACUUGGUUAGGUUUGUGGGAUCCCAAGCGAGCAGUACACCAAGAUCAGCGCGAAUUGAUGAUAGACAAAUACGAACGUAAACGUUACUUUUUGGAGCCAGCUAGUCCUCUCAAAUCGCUGCCGAAUGCAGCCAAAUUGACACCAUCCUCAAAUAAUUCCUCAGCAGCAGCAGCAGCAACGCACACACAAAAUUUAAAUAAUUUAAACAACAAUAACAACAACAUGAAUGGUUUUAGCAACGGAAGCGUACAAGCUAUGAAUCAAAAGAAUACCGCCCUGGACAAUGGUUUCCAGAAUAUCUCUCUAACGCCACCAUCAUCGCGAUCAUCAAAUGGCAAUCAUGGUGGCAACUUAAAUGGCUACGGUCCGUCGGCAAUCAGUCGGCCAAAUCAUCAACCACAACAAAAUGGUCAUCACUAUGAUGCAUUCUCGAAUGGCAUUAAUGGCUUGAGUAGCCUCAAUGCAACAACAAAUGGCAACUCGAAAUUGAGCUUUAAUGGUUCGGCAGCCAAUUCGGAAACUAGCAGCUGCAAUAGCAAUGGAUUUACUCCAGAAUCGGACUUUGUGGCCGAUUUUAGUUCAGCGACUAUAUUCGACGCAACUUCAACUAAUUCAGUGGCUUCAUCGGGAUCGGGAGGUUCGUCUGGAACGAACAACGGAUAUGCAAAGAUUCAGUCGAUUAAUACAGCAGCACACAUGAUGAAUGGCAAUGCUGUUGGUCCACUUAUGAAUGGUAAUGGCAAUAUGCAAAAUGGCAACGGCAGUGGAGUCGGUGGCGGUUUUGCGACGCCAACAAAUGGAAAUUCGGAGAAUUUUGCUGAUUUUGAUCAUGCCCCGAUCUUUAAUGCAGCUGAGUUUAAUAGUAAACCAGGAGCAAACAACAACCAACAACAACAAUUCAAAACUAACAACAUAAACAACAACAACCGUAACAACAAUAAUUACCUUUUUUUUGCUCCAACAACAACACCAACUUCUAAUCAACAGCAACAAAAACAAACCAAUUUCUAUGCGAAUACAAUGUUUGAGCUAAGUAACGACUUCAAUUCAAUAUCGCUCUUCAGUCCUGGCAUUAGUUCCCCAGAGAUUGAAAAUGAGGACCUCCCUUUAAAAACGAGUAAUCUAACGAAAAAUAUUUUCAACAAAUGUUCCAACAACAACAUCAGUAGUUCCAUGGCCUAUAGUCCUUAUAGUUGCAAUAAUAACAACAACAACAUUUACAAUGUACCAAGCAACCUCAGUACUACUAGUAACCCUUAUAAUGGCCAACAGCAGCAGCAUCAAAAAUUCACCCCCCUGGCGAUGGCAGCUCAUGCAACGGCUAUGGCAGUCCUUGGUCACAAUAGCAGCAAUCUGAAUGGCAUCAACAGCCCGUUUGGAAUUCAAUCGAGUGAAUGGGGAGGAGGAAGAGAUGCCUGGCAACAACAGGUACAGCAGGACUCGAUAACAGCAUCUCAACAACAGCUACAGCAGCAUCAGCAGCAGCAACAGCAGCAAUGGCCAGGACUGUCAAGUGUCUCAAAUAACAACGUUAACAAUAACAAUGCGACCAAGUCCUACAAUCAUCCCCUCACGAUAAGUGUCGGUGCUAGUGCCGCCUCGAUUGAGGCUGAUUCCGAUUCAAGCCAUCAACAUUCGAAUCGAAAUAGUUGGAGUCUUCCGAUAUCUAAUUCAACAACAAGUAAUUCCCUCUCAUCGAGUGCCACAUUCAAUUCGAGUUCAUCAUCAACUGCAUCACCACCAGCGGAUAGAUAUGCAGCCCUUAAGGAUCUCGAUGAACAACUGCGUGAGAGUAAAGCCGUAGCAGCUGCUGCUGCAGCAGCUGUAGCCACAUCAGUUGUUGAUUCUUUUGGAGGUACACAAAGCAACUCCAAUGUCAACCCAUUCAAGACUGUAGUUAAUUCACAUCAGACACAACAAAUUGCCAAUCCCUUCCAAGCAAAUCCAUCACAGAAUCCAGUUGCGACGAGUCUUUUCGGUGGUGGCAUGCCACAAAAUCAACAACUUAAUGGUUUAACUAACGGUUUUAUUGGUGGCAUUCCUAAUCAUCAACAACAGCAGCAUCAGCAACAACAACAACAACAGGCUUUCUAUAAUUUUGCCAAUGGAUUUGCAGCACCACAAACUACAAAUAUGUAUUCCGCUGGUCCAAAUGGUUGUGGUUUUGGUUUUGGAACUAUGCAGCAACCAAUUGCAAAUGGUGUCGGAGCAGCUUUCAAUAAUCCUUUUGCUGCAACUGGCACUCUUAAUUCAAAUAAUCCAUUCUUAUGAAAUACCAUUCAAGGAAGAUCAUCACAAAUUUAAAUUUAAACAUAGACUAUAAAACCCUUUUUAAAGCAAAACAAUUGACUAAACUAAAAUAUCUUAAAAAUAUAAUUAAAUCAAUAAUAUAGUAAAACAAAAAAUGAAACAAAAACCAGCUAAAAAAUGAGUGGCGAAGUCGAAACCCGAAAAUGUCGGUGGAAGAAAUUUGAAUUAUCGCAAGAACAAAAGAAAAAACGAUUCCAAACACAAAUAUUUAGGUACUUUAUCUGGCCUACAGCUUUUAGAGUUUAUUCGAAAAUUAUUGUUUUCGGUUUCAGAAAAUGUGUACUAUACAAAAAACUGUCUUUAGAAAUCCAAUAUAAAACAUUGUGAAUCUAAACAAAAACAAAAAACCUAAAAACCAACCGUUUCAAAUUGAAACAUUCAUUAAAAACAAAUAUAUAUAUAUAAAAAUGUACCUAUGUAUUAAUGAAAAAUGCCACAGUAUGCAUGUACGACGUAACAUAGGAUAGAGGUUUUCAAUAUUGUUUUAAAACUAAUCAAAUUUUCGUAAAAUUGUAUAUUGUAAUUUUUUCUCCAAGUCGCUUUAAAUUUGAAAUUGUUUUCUGUUUUUAUUAAAACUUAAUAGUUUUCCCCCUACAAUUUUAGAAACUUAUUGAUUGUUUGAAGUUUUAAGUCCCUAAGCCUCUAUUCCUUGAAGCACAUUUAAAAAAGAAAACCUAAAUGACUCGUAUUCGAAUUAUUAAAACUAUAAUAAAUAAACGCUUUUAAAAUGCGUUCUUAACUAAAAACAAACAACAACAAAAAAAAACUAAAAACAUAUAAAAUUAAUUUGUAAUUUUGUUUUGUAUAUUGUGAUAGAGUAAAUAAUAUUGUAUUAAAGUUUUUAUCUUGUUUCAUGAUUUUAAAUAAAAUACAACCUAUAUAUAAGCUUUUUAACUGCAAAACAAAUUCAUAAAAAUAAUAAUAAAUACAAAAAUAAAAAAUAUUUACAUAAAAUCAAAAUAAUAUCGCAAAAAAAAUAGAAAUAAUUUUUUUUUAUUAUACAUCUAAAUACAAAAAAAAAGAAGAAAGAAAAAUUUACAAAUUGUAUCAAUAUUUAAAUAAAUUCGAAAAAUAAAAAUAAAAACAUUUGUAGGUUUACAUUUUUUCAUAUAACUAUUUAGAUAAUAUACAACAAAUAAAUAAAAUAAAAUUAUAAAUACAAAUUGUUAUUAUUAUUACACACAAAAACACAGAUUGUAGAAAUUAUUAUGAGCGCAUGAUCGUUGAUUGUUAAAAUGUCUAAACUAUAUUAUAAAGUAAAAUCGAUUACAAAUAAAUACAUUUUAUUAAAAAAAAAAAACUAAAAAAUCUAUAAAACAAAAACAACGUACAUAUAUACAGUUAAAUAGAACAAGUAUUGUAUUUUCAAUUAAAAUAUUGAUCAAAACUAAGCCCAAUGAUUUGUAAUUAAGCAAAUAACCAGUCGUAUAAUUCCUUGUUAUUUUUUUUAUUUAUAUAUCACUAAACUCAAAAACAUUGCUUCAUGAAGAAUAAUUUGUUGGUUAAGUGUGAGGCUAUUUGCUUUGUGAUUAAAAAUAUUCCUUCCUGCUAAAUAGAAAUUGCAUCAAAGAAAAUCAAUUCAUCAUCAUUCUGAAAUUUCAUCAUUUUCAGAAAAAAAUAUGCCUUAUCACAGGUGACUCCCCGGAGAAGUUUUGUACUACGAAUGGCAACAAGAAAGUAUCACACCUUCCUUCCUUACAAAAAUAUUUGUCAUGAAAUUCGAAGUUUGUAAUAAGGUUACGGCUAAGGCUAUGAAAGUUUUGUUUGUUGGUAAUUCGUAGUACGAACAAUCUCCGACGAGGCAUUUGAUGAGGCUGAUAAAUAAAAUACCAAUGACAAUUCCUUCCAACUUCUAUUGUUCCUGAAUCAAUCGAAAAUGGAAAAUAAAAUAUUGUUUUCUUAUCCUGAUGGUCCCAAAAACUGCUAGAAGAUCCAGCUUCGUAGUACCAUUUUUUUCUUGGUAGAUGUACAAUUUAAUGCUUGCUUAUAAUCCUAAACAUAUGAUAUAAGUUUUCAAUUUAAAACCUUAAUGUCUCUCCAUGUGAUGCUUUUUAUUUUUUAGCACCACCAACAAUUUAAAAAUAUCGAAAUUCGUUUUCAAAGAUGUUUAAAAACGUACAACAUAAUUGUUCAACGUAUUGGAUAUUUCUUUGAAUGAACUAAAGCCAGGUUACUAUCAAACUUUGAUUGAUAGGGAAAUAGAGGAUUUUCAAUAAUUUUCUUCGCUUGAAAUUAUAUUUUGUCCAAGAAGCUUGUUCUAUUCGAUUCACCGUAUAUAGUCAAACGUUUAAAUAUUAAUUUAUUUUAUGGUACCCAAAUCAAGCUAUAAUAUUUGAAUAGAUUCAUUUAGUGGUUCACAACCCCGUACUGUCCAAAAUUUCAUUUUCCACGAACUUGUGCUCAGUUGGCAAGUUAGAAUAUUAGAAUCGAUAAUCUGUAGGGUCAUGGUCAGCAUAAUUGCAGCUUGGAGUUAAAAUACCUUUCAAACAUUUUUUUUAGGUAUUUAGAUUUUUAGUUGAAACUGUUUAUCUUCAUAAAUUGUUUCGAAUUUUUUAAUUGAUAAUUUUGACAUUGAUGAGUCCACUAAUUCAAUAGUAUACAAAAGAAUUUUAAAAUAAGAAAAACAUAUCGCCCCAGCUUAAGUCUUUGUCACUUACUUUCUGAAAAUUUGUAUAUUUAUUCCUUUCAAUUUCAAUUUUAUAUUUUUGUCCUUAGCUGAAUUUCAAUAAAAAUACACAUACACAAUGCUUAAUAAUAUAUGUAGCACAUUUCCCUAAUUUUUGUCCCUAAAAUUAAAAAAAUAUAAAUAUAACUUAGCAUAAACUGUGAUGUCAAGCAUUGUAAUACUGUUUCAAAAAUUUCCUGCGUUACCUGCUUAUAUACUGUUUUAACUAAACUGAGUUCAAAUGAAUAUUCAAACAAAAAACAAAAACAGAAUGCCUAAUAUUUCGUUGUUGUUAAAUAUAUAUUAAAAUUUAUGCUUGUGGCCUUAUUACAUAAACUAAAAGGAAAAAAAAAAGAAAUGAAAAAAAGUAAAAGACUUAAAACAAAAAGAUUUUUAAAAUGUAAAUGAUUUAAAAUUAAGAAUGUUUCCUUCAAAUUUUAUUCAUUUUUUUUGUAAUUUUGUGUAAUAUUAUUCGAUCGAUAUUCAUUUGCCAUCGAUUAAUAAAUUAUAUAUUUUAUGAUUGAAGAAAUUUUAAUAUCAUUAUAUUUUUAUAUACGCAUAUAAAUGUUGGUUCUUUUUUUCGAGCGAAAAUUAUACCUUUAAAAAAAUUCUAUUAUUAACUAUUAUGGUUUAUAUUAUUCUCAUUGUACAUAACUAUUUUAUUAAAAAGUUAAUAUUUUUUUUAUAUGUCAACGAACAAAGAUUUUGGGGUAAUAUUAUUUAAAUUUGUAUAUUCCCUGCAAAAAUUAAUAAAUUAAUCUUUUUUAAUUCUUCUUAUAUUUAUUCAAAUGUAUUUUUAAAUUAAAUUUUACAUUAUUUUAGUUAUGUUUAUUUCACUAUCUAAAAAAAUAUAAAUAAAAACUAUAGGUACAUUCUUCUCAGCUUCUUUUUGUAAAUAGAAUUCUAAUAGAAUAUUAAUUUACUAAUUUCUAUACAUUUUUUUUCACUUCCCAAACAUAAAAUUAUGUAAGUUUAUUUUAAAUAACAAAAUAAUAAAUUAUGUAUAAAUAAAAUCUACACACUCACUCGAAAUGAGAUGUUUAUAAAUUAGUUAGAAAAAAUAAAACAAAACAAAACUAACUAAUAUUUACUUCUAUAAUAAUUUAAAAAAAAGGAUAUUGAAAGAAUGAUAAGAUUUUUUUAUAAUCGUUGUUAUAACAAAGCUGGAAGUAUAAAUAAAUUUAUAUUUAAAUAAAAAUUAAAUAAGAUUAAUAACAAAAUUAAAAGUAAAAUCGAUUUCAUAAAAAAAUCAAAUAUUCAUUACGAAAAUUUUAAUAAUAUUAAACUAAUUUAUAAAAUAAGAUAACAUCUGUUAUAAAAUAAAUAUAUAGUAUAUACAAAAUAAAAAUAAAAACAUUAUUAAUUAAUAUUAAAACUGUGAGUAAAAAAUCAAAAAUGAGGAAUGAAAUCACACUUAUAUUAUAUAGUAGUUAUAAUACAAAAAGAAAUCAUUAUUAUUAUUGAGUUAUUAUUAUGUAUGAUAAAAUAUAUUGUUCGAAUGAUGAUACCUUCGUUUAUUUAAAAAUAUAUUUAAAACAAAAGUAAGAUGUAUUAAUACAAGUUGUUUUUUUGUAUUAUUAUUUGUAAAAAUGGAAUAGAUUUUCUACGUUUUGUCAAUUAUUGAAGAGUUUAUGAAAAACGGUUCGUAAGAUGUUCUAAAAACAACCAAACAUUUCAAAGGGGGAAAUUACUGGUGUUUUCAACUCGGGUGCCUGGAAAAUUGGGUGUUUUUUAUAUAAAUGGCAAAGGUCAUCAUUUUAUGACCCAAAUUAAAAACAGCUGUUUUCAAUCAUAUUUUCAAGCUUCAGUGAAUAAAACAAGGCAAUCCAAAUUUGUUUUGUAUAC
Molecule: messenger RNA, 7931 nt
Organism: Eupeodes corollae
Lineage: Eukaryota; Metazoa; Arthropoda; Insecta; Diptera; Syrphidae
Gene: drongo
Exons: 6
Coding region: 839-3382 (847 amino acids)
Molecular function (GO): GTPase activator activity
Source: RefSeq, a predicted model, not a curated record